Vespa crabro (European hornet) is the source of this 1176-nucleotide messenger RNA. It is a transcript of the gene vnc, whose product is annotated as N-alpha-acetyltransferase 11. NCBI's taxonomy places the organism in Eukaryota, Metazoa, Arthropoda, Insecta, Hymenoptera, Vespidae. The transcript has a single exon. Gene Ontology annotation, cellular component: NatA complex. Gene Ontology annotation, biological process: N-terminal peptidyl-glutamic acid acetylation. Bases 151 to 693 code for a protein of 180 amino acids. The record is from RefSeq and is a predicted model, not a curated record. Gene Ontology annotation, molecular function: protein-N-terminal-glutamate acetyltransferase activity; protein N-terminal-serine acetyltransferase activity.
AGUUCUACAUUGUGUUCCAUUGUAAAAGAAUUGGCUUGUGAAAAAAAGAAAAAAAGAAAAAAAAAAAAGAAAAAGGAAAAAUACAUCUACAAGAAAAGUAUUAAUCAGGAUUAUCUAAUCUGGAAUCGCAUUCAAAGAGAAAACAUCAAAAUGUCUAUAAAUAUACGCUGUGCAAACACGGAUGAUUUAUUGAACAUACAACAUUGCAAUUUGCAAUGUUUACCUGAAAAUUAUCAAAUGAAAUAUUACCUAUAUCAUGCUUUAUCUUGGCCACAAUUAAGUUACGUAGCAGAAGAUGAAAAAGGAAGGAUAGUGGGAUAUGUUCUGGCCAAGAUGGAAGAAGAUUGUGAAGAUAAUCCACAUGGACAUAUAACCAGUUUAGCUGUGAAACGAUCUCACAGAAGGCUUGGUAUUGCACAAAAACUUAUGAAUCAAGCUUCCAGAGCAAUGGUGGAGUGCUUUGGUGCAAAUUAUGUUUCAUUACAUGUACGUAGAAGCAAUCGAGCGGCUUUAAAUCUUUACAUAAGCAGUUUAAAUUUUGAGAUCUCCGAAGUCGAGCCGAAAUAUUAUGCUGAUGGUGAAGAUGCGUAUGCCAUGAAGCGUGAUCUUAAAUUUUUCCAUUUGGAAAAAGAAGAAGUAUUUAAAGAUGCUUAUACGGACAUUCAUUCAGGGAGAUGCUGCGAUCAUUCAUAGUUGGAUUGGAAUAUUUAUAUAUGCUUGUAUAUAAAUUGAUCAUCGAACAAAUUGUGGUGUAUUACGUUAACAUUAACACCAUAGUAUUUUGUGUCAUUUUCAAUCAAGAAUCACACAUGGAAAACAAAAACAAAACAAAAAAAAAAAAGAAAAAACGAAAAUGUUGAAUGGUUUAUUUUAACCGACUGAAUGUUCUACCAAUGUGUCAUGGAGAAAAUUAAAAGGAAAAAAAAAAAAAAAGAUAUGAAAAAUGUCGUUGCAAAUGUUUUAUAUAUUAUCAUGAAGAUAUUUGUUAGUGAUUAAACGUGGGAAUUGAAGGCGUUAUCGAAUUGAUUCUACAUUCUAUGGUGCAUAUUUGAUUAAUAGUUUGUAACAGAAAAGAAAAAUAUUGCCUGUAAUUACUUUAAAUACAAUGUACUUGAAACAUGUAAUUUUUAAUAUGCAAAGUAUCUCAGGAAAUAUAAAUUUUCUCUUUAAACGUUA